Messenger RNA from Bombina bombina (fire-bellied toad), 1983 nucleotides. It is a transcript of the gene CIB2, whose product is annotated as calcium and integrin binding family member 2. NCBI's taxonomy places the organism in Eukaryota, Metazoa, Chordata, Amphibia, Anura, Bombinatoridae. The transcript has 6 exons. Gene Ontology annotation, molecular function: calcium ion binding. Bases 294 to 857 code for a protein of 187 amino acids. The record is from RefSeq and is a predicted model, not a curated record.
UCUGGAGACCGCAGGCUGUUUACUGAGGACCCAGCAUCAGCACCACAUCCUCCAUUUCAUCAGCCUCAGGGAUACAGACUUAAACGCAUCUAUGCCACAAUUUCAGAGACGCUUUAUAAAUCCUGAAAUUCCAUUCCUUAAAUCAAACUCUGCUUCAGUCCAAGAACCCGAAUGCAGGCUGUGUCCCCUCUUGCUCCUUUUCGAUGCGUGUAACUGCCAAUGCAUACGUUAGAGAGCACUCCUGCCCCUCCCUGUGUGAUGCAUUUCAGGAAAUCCAGGAUCCCUAAUCUAACAUGGGCAAUAAGCAAACAAUAUUCACUGAUGAACAGCUAGACGCCUAUCAGGACUGCACAUUCUUUACAAGAAAAGAAAUCCUGCGAUUGCAUGGAAUAUUCUAUGAGCUCGCUCCUAACAUGGUGCCGAUGGACUAUACAAAUGACCCGGAUGUUAAAUUACCCAUGCAGCUAAUCAUUAAUAUGCCAGAACUAAUGGAAAAUCCUUUCAAGGAGAGAAUUGUUCAGGCUUUCUCUGAAGAUGGAGAAGGGAACCUCAGUUUCAAUGAUUUUGUGGACAUGUUUUCAGUCAUGAGUGAGAUGGCCCCUCGAGAGCUGAAAGCAAUAUAUGCCUUCAAGAUCUAUGAUUUCAACACAGACAACUUCAUUUGUAAAUCAGAUUUGGAAAAGACUCUCAACAAGUUGACACGAGAAGAGUUAGAGGAGGAGGAGGUGACUCUGGUGUGUGAGAAAGUUAUUGAAGAGGCAGAUAUGGACGGUGAUGGUAAACUGGCCUUUGCUGACUUUGAAAAUAUGAUUUCCAAAGCUCCUGAUUUUCUCAGUACUUUCCAUAUAAGAAUAUGAAGAUGCUGUAAAUGAACAAUUUUGCUGGUCCACAUUUGCUGAAUCUCAGGCUUCCACUGGCCCCAGCCUCUCCAAACCUGCAAAAAAAAAAUGUCGCCAUCUGCAGGAAGCUGACUUCACAAGAGGAAGUCCAAUUUUUCAGAAUCUGAGGAUGUGUUUCAUUACUAUUUUUAUAAAUCAAAGAUUUAAUAUUAUUGACAACAAAAAACAAGUAAAGAGCUCAAAAUACAGACUGUGUGUGGAAAGUCUGGGUGUGGAAAAAAUAAAAGAAUAAUUAUUAAAAAAAAGUAAUGACGGCACAAAAUUGUAAAAUAGUUACAUUUUACAGAGGCGUACAAUUCCUUGUCAUGUUUGAGGUUCACUAUAAGAAGAGAAAGCACCAUUUUUAUUCAACAGUUUUAUAAUUCACAAUACAUUUAGUCUAUUUAUUUUAUCAACAGACCACAAGUAUCUCAUUAUUAACAAGGAAUAUAUAUUGUAUUUAUAUUAUUUUUUUUACGUUUUAAGUUGACAGAAGAAAAAUAUGGCAAAAAAGAAUGACCUUACAGUUUAGCUGGGGAAAGGAAGAUGUUUAGGGGAAUAUGAGAGUGAAAAACUUUAUGGUGUGAUUCGGUAACAUUGAUGGAUGACAUACAGAAUGCGCCAUUUCAACAUAGAGGAUAUAUUUACAGAUUUAAAAUUCACAAAUGACAUCAUUUUACAGAAAUUAACUUUGUAAGAGAAUAAAGAAGAAUUUUGAGAGGAUUAUUGGGUAGAAAUAGUAAUACUGCAACCACCCAAAAUCCUGUUAGACAUUGAUUUUUAUAAAAUUAAUCCCGGUAUUGAUUAUUGAUUUAUGUUGGAGAACAAGUCAAGAAGAUACGGAAAAACAUAUACAGUACAUAUUCUGAAUUUGACUGGCAAAUGGACGUAUUUCCAGUAACCUGCUACCUAGGCUGUAUAAUUCUGCACUUUGAAGAAGCAACGUUCAUAAGGGCUAGAAUGGGAGUGAACUGGCUCACUCUGCAACUUUAUUAAAGGUGGGGCAAAAUGUAUGCAAGCUUCCAAAGAGACAAAUCAGUAAACUUUUAAAGGGCAUUGCUUGCUUGGGAAAAGUUUCUAUUUACAUUAAAAGUUUUCUUGAAAA